AUGUCUAAUGAGCAACCCGAUGAUACUAAGGGAAAGGCUUCUUUUCUGUCUGGGAGUCAAAUUCAGGAAGGCUUUCCUAGACAAUCGACAUGGUGGGAAAAAGCUUCAAUUCAAAUGCACGUUCCUGAAGAAUUGUCUCCUGGCUAUGGAUGUAGCUUCACUCAGACUAUAUUUAAUGGGAUUAAUGUGAUGGCUGGAGUUGGGCUUCUAUCUACACCUGAUACUGUGAAACAAGCUGGGUGGGCCAGUAUGUUGGUGAUGGUUAUUUUCGCAGUUGUGUGCUGUUAUACAGCAGAACUAAUGAGACAUUGCUUUCAAAGCAGAGAAGGCAUCCUUAGCUACCCAGAUAUAGGAGAAGCUGCAUUUGGAAAAUAUGGCCGAGUUGUUAUAUCAAUUGUUUUGUACACCGAAUUAUAUUCAUAUUGUGUGGAAUAUAUCAUCAUGGAAGGCGAUAACCUUACUGGUCUUUUUCCUGGAACGUCCUUGCAUUGGGGAGGUUUGGAUUUGGAUGGCAAGCACUUAUUUGCAAUUUUGACUGCACUUAUUAUUCUCCCUACUGUUUGGUUGAAGGAUCUUCGUAUAAUCUCCUAUCUCUUAGCUGGAGGGGUUAUUGGUUCAAUGUUGAUCGCUAUUUGUGUUGUUCUUGUUGGGACAAGAAAUGAUGUUGGAUUCCAUCAGACUGCUCCAUUCGUAAAGUGGAGUGGCAUUCCAUUUGCUUUUGGUAUCUAUGGGUUUUGCUUUGCAGGACAUUCAGUUUUUCCCAAUAUAUAUCAGUCUAUGGCUAACAAAAGAGAAUUUACAAAGGCAAUGAUCAUAUGUUUUGUUUUGCCCAUGUUUUUAUAUGGAGGUGUUGGACUGGCGGGAUAUCGCAUGUUUGGUGAAAAGACAUUGUCUCAGAUAACAUUGAAUCUACCACCAAAUUCACUUGCUUCCAAAGUCGCUUUGUGGACUAUAGCAAUUAUUCCGCUAACUAAAUAUCCUUUUUCCCACCAUGUCGAUUGUCUACCACAUUUUUUAUUAUAUUAG
Messenger RNA from Lathyrus oleraceus (garden pea), 1026 nucleotides. RefSeq names its product amino acid transporter AVT1A. Gene Ontology annotation, cellular component: vacuolar membrane. The coding region runs from base 1 to 1026 and encodes 341 amino acids. The record is from RefSeq and is a predicted model, not a curated record. Gene Ontology annotation, molecular function: L-amino acid transmembrane transporter activity. Gene Ontology annotation, biological process: amino acid transmembrane transport. The transcript has 8 exons. Lineage: Eukaryota; Viridiplantae; Streptophyta; Magnoliopsida; Fabales; Fabaceae.